Messenger RNA from Pocillopora verrucosa, 610 nucleotides. Lineage: Eukaryota; Metazoa; Cnidaria; Anthozoa; Scleractinia; Pocilloporidae. The record is from RefSeq and is a predicted model, not a curated record.
CCAGCAAUCCGAGACAUUUUACUCCCGCGGUCCGCGAGGUCAGUAGUUUCUUCAGGUUCUACUGUUCAUGCGCUAUGGCGUCAGAUUUCAUGUAAACAUGGAGCGAAGUAGAUUUCCGCGGAGGAAUCGAGUUGAUUAUAAAGCACUAAAUGUUCUUUCUACAGUGGAUUUAGAAGUUCAUUUGAAAGGAAGGAGAAAAUUUAAAAGCGGAUCUAAAGUUUAUUUUGUGGAGAGACUUAUCAGCCGGCGAAGAUUGAAGAACGAGGACUUUGAAUACCUAGUAAAAUGGAAGGACUGGCCAUUGUGGACAAGCACGUGGGAGCCUUCGGCUCAUUUGAAUGAGCAUCUUAUCAGGGCAUACAGCAACCCCACUGUUACCGUGGAAAGACUACAGAGCGCAUCAGUUGCAUUUCUGGAAGGCAUUCUUUCAAUCCUAAAAUCGAAUGCGGUUAAAGUUCUUUAUUCCACUGAAAUUAGAAUGGAUCAUGAUAUUGUGAGAUACGUUUUUAAAGGAAAAGGUAAAAGAGCAGAAGACGGAGUUAGUAUACUCGAAAUCGAGCAAAACAUCAGACAUUUUUUGACGAUUCAGACUGGAAUGAGCUCACAGUGA